AUGAUCUCGAGAGCAGCCCUCGCGCGCAACGCGCAGCAGGCCGUCCGCCGGUCCUGGGCGGCUCGCCCUGCGCAGCAACGAACCUUGGCUUCCGCUGCAUCCUCGUCUGGCGCCUUUGAGACUUCCGACGGCUCGGGCCUCAAGGUUGCUUCGCGUGAUUCUCACGGCCCUACGACCAAGCUCGCUAUUGUUGCCAAGGCUGGUACACGCUUCCAGCCGCUGCCUGGACUGACCGUCGGUCUUGAGGAGUACGCGUUCAAGAACACCCAACGCCGAACUGCUCUCCGAAUCACCCGCGAGUCCGAGCUUUUGGGUGGCCAAUUGGCCUCCUCGCACACUCGCGAGGCCCUCAUCCUCGAGGCCAGCUUCCUCCGCGAUGACCUCCCUUACUUUGCCGAGCUCCUGGCCGAGGUGGUCUCCAUGACCAAGUACACCACUCACGAGUUCCACGAGGAGAUUGAGCCCGUUCUGCGCAUCAAGCAGAACAACUUCUACAACAACGUUGCUGCCCUCGCCCUCGACAACGCCCACUCGGUUGCUUUCCACACUGGCCUGGGUUCCUCCGUCUACCCCACCCCUUCGACGCCUUCCAAGAAGUACCUGAAUGAGGAGUACAUUGCUAGCUUCGCCGACGCUGUCUACACCAAGCCUUCUCUUGCCCUUGUCGCCGACGGCGCCAGCUCGCAGGACGUGUCCAAGUGGGUCGGCCAGUUCUUCAAUGACGUGCAGUCCUCUGCCCAGUCUGGCCAGAAGUUUGACGCUACCGCGACCAAGUACUACGGUGGUGAGCAGCGCACAACCCACACCGGUGGUAAUGCCAUGGUCAUUGCUUUCCCUGGUUCCGCCUACACUGCGCCCAAGCCCGAGGUCGCUGUCCUGGCCGCUCUCCUCGGCGGCAAGUCCACCAUCAAGUGGUCGACCGGCUACAGCCUGCUCUCCAAGGCCACUUCGGACGUGGUUGGCCUCAACGUGUCUGCUUCCAACAUUCCUUACUCUGAUGCCGGCCUUCUGGCCGUCCAGCUGUCCGGCCCGGCUGCCUCGGUUCGUGCCGGUGCCGAGGCUACCGUCAAGUCUCUGGAGAGCAUUGCCAACGGCUCCGUUCCCAAGGAGGAGGUUGCCAAGGCGGUCGCCAACGCCAAGUUCAACGCUCUCGACGCUACACAGCUCCGCGAGCCUAGCCUCCACCUUGUUGGCUCCGGCAUUGUCAACACUGGCAAGGCCUAUGAGCCCGCCAGCCUUGUUCAAGGAAUCGAGAAGGUCUCUGCUGAGAGCCUGAAGAAUGCUGCCAAGGCUCUCCUCGAGGGCAAGGCCUCCGUCUCGUCCGUCGGUGACCUCUUCUUGUUGCCUUACGCUGAGCAGCUUGGUCUGCGGGUAUAG
Emericellopsis atlantica is the source of this 1377-nucleotide messenger RNA. RefSeq names its product Metalloenzyme, LuxS/M16 peptidase-like protein. Gene Ontology annotation, molecular function: metal ion binding. The transcript has 4 exons. The record is from RefSeq and is a predicted model, not a curated record. Gene Ontology annotation, cellular component: mitochondrion. Bases 1 to 1377 code for a protein of 458 amino acids. NCBI's taxonomy places the organism in Eukaryota, Fungi, Ascomycota, Sordariomycetes, Hypocreales, Bionectriaceae.